CUACGUGUAUGCUAGCUCUCCAAUUGUACUCGAUGCGGGAACCCAAAUACUCCCUUAUGAAGCUAAGUUAACCCAUGGGCCAUCUAAUAGUGAUGUCGACUUAUAUUACACUAGGCCUAUGUUUCUUAAUCGUAAAGAUGAGGAUAGUAUGAUCACUCAUGGUAGGGAUCAA
This is a messenger RNA of Dovyalis caffra, 172 nucleotides long. NCBI's taxonomy places the organism in Eukaryota, Viridiplantae, Streptophyta, Magnoliopsida, Malpighiales, Salicaceae. The record is from the annotation of a GenBank genome assembly.